Dioscorea cayenensis subsp. rotundata (Guinea yam) is the source of this 3728-nucleotide messenger RNA. RefSeq lists its product as uncharacterized. The transcript is spliced from 4 exons. NCBI's taxonomy places the organism in Eukaryota, Viridiplantae, Streptophyta, Magnoliopsida, Dioscoreales, Dioscoreaceae. The record is from RefSeq and is a predicted model, not a curated record. The coding region runs from base 260 to 3502 and encodes 1080 amino acids.
AGCUCCCUGAAAACUUCCUCUCCCUCAUCUCAUUUUUCAAUCUCUCUCUCUAGAGUUUCUCUCUCUAUGUCUUUGGAGUUGAGUUGCUGUUAAUGGUACAUGGCUGCUUUUGGUGGAGAACCUGAUGCCUUUGAUGAGUGAUCUAGUGAAGGGGAUCCAGUGAUUGUUAUGCUGGAGGCCAAGCACAAGAGCAGACCCAGUUGCAGUGAAGCUCUGGGUUUACAAGUGUUUGGGAAAAGAGAUAGAAGGUCUUCUUCAGAUGUUAUCCAUUGAAAACAAUCCACAGGUUCCAUCUUCCUUCAAGCUCCCAGCAGUGAAAACUGUUGAGAAGGUUCAUCAACUUGGUGGUACACAGAACCCCAAUUUCUGCAUAAGGAAUUAUGUUUCAGAGUCCCGCAACAAAAACAUUGGUUUGAAUUGGCCUUUUCCUCAGCAUUGUUUACAACUUUGCUUGAAUCAAGGAAUUAAUGAUGUGUUGCCACCUUUUGAGCCACCUGAUUUAGUGAGAGCCAAGUGUUCUAAGAAGACAAUUAUUGAAAUCGAAUCUGUCGUUGAAAAUUCAGUUAAUGUAAGCAGAGCUGUUUCAGAAGAGUCAACUGAAUUACAGAGGAAGCUUGAAGUAUCAGAAAAGAAGUGUAAACUUGUUGUGAAACUCAGUUCCAUCUCGGUGAUCACUCGGACAGAGGAUCUAACUUCUAAUUGUAGUGAAGUUUCAGAUACCAUGGCUUCGAAGGUGUGCCCUGUCUGUAGAAUAUUUGUAUCCACCUCAAACACAACUUUGAAUGCGCAUAUCGAUCAGUGUCUUUCUUCUGAGACUGAUACAAACUUUGUAAAUAGCUCGUCAAAUAUCAAAGUGAAGCCUAGGAAGAAAAGGCUAAUGGUGGAUGUUUAUGCUUCUGCUCCUCAUUGUACUAUUGAAGAUCUUGAUAGGAGGAAUGGUAGGAAUUGCGCUGCUACUGAUUUGACUGUGUUGGCACCAAACUCUGAAGUUAACAAAGAGGCGAAACGACCAAAGUUGAGUGCAGUAGAUGCAGGAACCAAUGAAAAUAAUGGAGCAGUUUAUGUUGAUUCCAAUGGCAUUAAACUUCGAAUACUGUCUAAGUCCAGUGAUGCUACAGAGUUGAUACCAAAAGAGGACUUGAAAUUAAGCAAGCACACCGAAGAUUUCAAGGAUCAAAGCAAUAGUUUUUUGUUCAGCAAGAAAAAGCAAUUUGGAUCUAAAUACAUGACAACAAAGUCACAAGGCAAGAAAUUGAACUCUUUCAAGCUCUUAGACAGCAAGUUUCAAGAACCAUCAGGAAAAGAAUGCGAAGAAGGACAUCAUCAAGAUAAAGAAGAAUCUCUCUUGCAAAAAUUGAAUAGUCAAGACAAAGCGAAAGGCAAUGUAUUGUCGAGUAUAAUACCAAGAGUUUGCUCUAAACGAUCGGAUUUGCAGAGGAAAAUCAACAACAAAGACAUCCAUGGAAACUUGGCGAAAACUGGGACUAAGACUCCAUUGGUGGAGACUAACCAACCAAGAUUUGUUGACCCUCUUGCCUUACAAAGUCAGACUGUGAAAUUCACUGGAUCAUCUGAUACCUUGAACUUGGCACCGAAAAUCAGUACAGAUAUAUUGUCUAACACAGUCAACAUCACUGACAAUGUGAAGAUGAAUCCUUCAACACAUGCUGUCAUUAAAUCCAAAUUGUCACAAAAGAGUUGUAAGUCAGCAAGUGGUCUUAUGGUGAAAUUAUCAAAAUCUAAGGGGAUAGUUUUCUCAUCUCCGAAAAGCAAAAAGGAGGAGGUUUACAGAAACAGUUCAACGAUGUCUGACAAUAUUCCUGAGCUGACUACCAGAGCUUCCAGAAAAGGUUCAACUUUGAAUGAGAGCAAUCUUGUUAGAAGACGGCAAUUGAGUGAUGGAAUGGGGAAGAAAUACUCUAUCUUUAAGAAUCUUCGCAAGCAUAGAUCAAUGGCAGGGGCUGGUAAAAAAGGAGUGAAAUCACAUUCUGAUAUUUGCACACUUACCAGUCCUGCUAAAAAUGCAGAAUCUGAGGCAAAAUAUGGAGGCAAAGAGUUAACUAUGGCAGACAAGGGAAAGGGUGACAUCUUGAAAAAGAAAAUCAAAGCAUCAAUUUUUACUGAUCAUAUGGUGACAAAUUUUGAGGAAGAAGUGAUUCCUGAGCAGCUUUGUAGAAUUGCAAGUACAAAUGAAUGCACACCAGCUUCCACUGCUGAAUUGGCGAAAGAGCGGCCAUCUACAGAAGAACAUAUGCAUCUUCCAGCAUCACCUAAUCAACUAGAAAGGCCAUGCAGGGAUCGUGCCGGCGACGAGGUUGCUCGUGCAAAUGACCAAAUGGCAGAUGAAGUGAGAACCAGAGUGGAGGAACAAUCUUGUCAAGAUUCUAGUGCUUGCUUGAGCAAUCAAGAGGACACAGAGAUUGAAAUUCUUCAAGAAAAUUCAUCGAUAACAUCAAACAGGAAAAUGUCUUCCAACACCGAUAAUUCUAUUGUUUCCACUGCCUCAACAAUUUCUCCUUCCUCUCCAAAUGAACCAAAUGUCUCCAAAAUUGAAGAAAACUUGAAAUUGAAAUUGUCAUCAAUGUCAAGUAUUGAAGUAGCUGAAGGAACAAAUACAGACAAAAUCGAAGCAGUUAUAUUGGCCAAGGAACUGGUACAAGUGCAAUCUCCAGAUGCUCAGGUUUGCUGCUGCUCAAGAAGAGAUUACCUACCUAGAGAGUCUCAAUUUUCUAAAAUGCACAUCAAUUCAGGAAAACAGAUGGUCUCUAACCUGCACAUCAGGCCAAUUAGUCCUUCAUUCAGUCAUUGUUCAACCUUCCAAGCAGAUAUGGAAUCACCAACUGCCUCAAUGUGCACAAUGGCAUCUUCAGAUUCUGCAGCAAAGCUUCCUACCAUCCAUGAUUUCAGUUCCCCAAGUCCAACUCAAUCUACAUCAAAACCUGUUCUAAGACUCAUGGGGAAGAAUUUGACAGUUGAAUGCAAAGAAGAAACACAAACACAGCUACCAAGUCCUAUGUCCAACACUACCCCAACUCUGAAACAUUCAUCUGACCAUGGAUUUUCAAACCAUCAACCCUAUCUACAACAACAGCAGCAACAUCAUUUCAUGGGUGUUCCUCUUGUGUUCAGCCAAGCUUCAUCAAUGGCUACCAACCAAAUGCCCCUGCAUUCAUAUGGAAUACCAAUGAGAGAUUUCAUUUUGACUGAUGAUGCUACUGAUCAUGAAAGAGUGCAAAGAGCUACUAACAUUUCAUCUGCAACUAUUCCUGCUUCUAAUCUUUUGCAACACGGGCCGGUAUAUCCUUACUUCCAACGACAUAGCCAGCUUAUACCAAUGGAGUUUGAUGGAGGUUUCCGGCCUUCUUUCGACAAUGCCAGGGCUGUACAGCGAAGCAGCGCACCGGGAGACUCUGUUCCUCUUCCACAGAGCAUGUUUCGGUUCCCUUCUCCCUUAAUCAGUCACUUGCAUCCAUCUUUGUUCUACCCUGAGACUAUGCGAUGAUUUUGACUUCAUGUUCAUCGUGUUUAUGAAUUUGGUAAGUUGUUUACUUGGAGAAUCCAAACAAUCUGUGUUCUGUAUGUAUAUGAGUUUUGAUAGGUCUGUGUCUCAGCCAUGCUUCUUUGAAGUUGUAAUACUAAGCUUGCUGAAAAGCAUACUCUGUAAUAAAUAUAUAUGUUUCUGACCAAUUCCUUCUCAAACAGAAUAAAAACUUGUUUCAUAGACUAAA